Molecule: messenger RNA, 1905 nt
Organism: Trichoderma gamsii
Lineage: Eukaryota; Fungi; Ascomycota; Sordariomycetes; Hypocreales; Hypocreaceae
Product: glycosyltransferase family 20
Exons: 2
Coding region: 1-1905 (634 amino acids)
Biological process (GO): trehalose biosynthetic process; fungal-type cell wall organization; cellular response to heat
Cellular component (GO): cytosol; alpha,alpha-trehalose-phosphate synthase complex (UDP-forming)
Molecular function (GO): catalytic activity
Source: RefSeq, a predicted model, not a curated record
AUGUCCAAUACACCGUUUUCAGUGCCGCGCCAUUCCAGUAGGCCAAGAAUCCAGCAACGAACCGAGUCGCUUCUCCCGCCACACGAAUCAAAGUCCAUCACCAGCGUCCCAGUCACCCCAGGCAUUUCUCAGGGCACAUAUCAGAGAUAUCCCGGUGGGACAGCAGCAACAUUGAGAAUACCUCAGUCCGCAAAAUUGGGGUAUUUUUCCGAUUCAGUCCAUUCUGCACAGUCUCAGGACGCCCAAACGCCCCUAAAAUCAAUUUCGAGUCAGCCGCAACACGAAGGAGCUGUUUUCAGCGGAAAGGUGCUCUCUGCCACAUUCACUCUGCCCCAGGCGAUCCAAUACAGUCAAGGAGGGAAAUGGAAAGUAUCACAGCAAACAUAUCAUUGCUCCGCUCAUUUGGAUUCGCUCGCCUAUCUUUCCUCCGAUGAUUGUGCCUGGGACCAUACGGUCAUUGCCUGGACAGGGGAGAUAUCCUGCACUUCGGCUGACGAAACGCCCCAAGCCUCGAUUCCGAUGCCAACGACCGCCACGCAGUGUGAGCAGCCUCUGAACGACGACGAGGCGACCGCAAAGGAAAUCUUCGUCACCAACAAGAGCAAAACAAAGCUUGAAGAAAUGCUAUACCACAAUAGUCCAAUACGGACUCUGCCAGUUUGGCUUGCCGAUGACCGUGACGUUACGGCGGAUGGAAUCAAGCUGAAGCAGCAAUGGAGAUGGAGACGCUAUGCAGAGCACGAUCUCUGCGCACUGUUCCAUUACAAGCAACACCCUCCGACGAAUGGCCGCAAGGCAGAUGGUCGAUGGGAUGAUUACUGCCGGGUAAACGAGGCGUAUGCAGAUCGAAUCAGCAAAGCCUAUCAGCCGGGAGACAUUGUCGUGGUCCACGAUCACUACUUGAUGAUUUUGCCAGAACUCCUUCGACAGCGCCAUCCAGACAUGCACAUCAUCUUCUAUCUCGAAUCCCCCUUUCCCACCAGCGAGCUCGUGCGGUGCCUGCAUCGACGACAGGAAGUUCUUAAAGGCGUUCUUGGAGCAGACCUCAUUUGUUUCCAGGCUUACCACUAUGCGCAGCAUUUCGCCAACUCAUGCGAGAGAAUCCUUGGCUAUUCUGCGAGCAGUGAAUGGGUAGAUACCACCAGGGGGCGGGCCUACAUGAGCGUCAAUCCACUGGGCAUCAACAUCUCCAAAAUCACUUCCUUGGCCUUUUCAGAAUCGGUUGACAAAAAGUAUAAAGAGUUGUGCAAGUUAUUCGAGGGGACAAAAGUCGUCAUUGGCUGCGACCCGAUGGACCGUUUUGGGGGCGUCCACAAAAAACUCGAAGCAUUCUCAUACUUCUUGGAGCACCAUCCAAAGUGGCAGGGCAAAGUUGUCCUACUACAAGUCACGGGCCCUGCCACAAUGGAGGACGACGACGGCGAAAGCAUUGCCUACGCCCGCAAGGUCAACGAACUCGUCAACUUGGUUAACCAAGACUACGGCUCGCUAGACUAUGGUCCAGUGCAGCUACAUAACCAGAAACUCUCGCAAGACGAGUACUUUGCUCUUUUGCGGCUUGGAGACGUCGCCAUCAACACGUGCGUGAGAGAAGGCAUGAGCACCACGAGCUUGGAAUACAUUGCCUGCCAGCGAGACAGUCGCGGGCCGCUCAUCAUUUCUGAAUUCAGUGGAACGGCGAGCAAUUUGGAAGAGGCGAUUCAGAUCAACCCGUGGGACAUUGCACAGGUGGCGGAUCAGAUCAAUAAGGCGUUGGUUAUGACGCCGGAGAGACGGAGUCGGAUGCAUAAAGCCCUGUAUAAGCGUGUUGUAGGGGACAAUGUGCAGGUUUGCGUCAAUGGUAUGAUUUCACGGCUGAAGAAGGUGUUGCGGGAUCGUGAAGGACAUGCGGAGUCUGUUGUCUGA